UGACCUCCUGAUCACAUGGAGGAACCUUUACCAGUUACGCCACUGAGUUGGUUUAAUUCCUCAAGUCUAUCAGCAUUAGUUAUUGGAACCACCAAAUAGCAGGAUUUAUUCAUGUUCAGUAGUUGGCCAGAGAUAUGUUCAUAGCAUAAGAGCUAGAGAGUUGCUAUUACCUGAGGAAAAAAAAGAAUAGUAUCAUCAACAUAGCCUAAGUGAGUGUUAAUAGGGCAUUUUUUCAUAAACAUUAUAAUUAAUAAAAUCUUUAUACUGAAUGAAAUUAUUAAUCUUGAUAGAACAUAAUUCAUUGAAAAAAAUUUGACUACCUCUAGGAAGGCUCUCAUUGCCUGGGAUAAAUCCACUAGUGCUAGGUUGACUAAACCUGAUUUAUAUUGAGAUGGCACUAUAGUGUAAGUUAGUAAAUGUGGCACUACUCUUCACUACACAAUUCGACAGGAUAUGAAAGCAAGGCAAUUUGCAAAGUCUUGGUUGACUUGCCAAGUGUUUGGCUGAUUAGAGGACUUUUUGCAACCAUAGUUAUAAUUCUGAUUGAGAUGUGAAUGGCUUGGUUGAUUUGGUGGUAUUAGUAUUGGUAUGACCAAAAGGGAUAUCUCACUUCUAUUUAAAGUCUCAAAACCACAUGGUAUAGAGCAUACCUACUAAUUAUUGCAAUAAUGGUGAAAGCCUUCACAUUUUUUCUCUCAACACUCUUCUUGCUUGUGGCUAGUUCGGUCAUGACCCAAACCAACAUUACCACUGAUCAAUUAGCUCUUCUUUCCUUAAAAUCCCAAAUUAUUUCGGACCCCUUUCACUUCUUGGAUGAAAGUUGGUCUCCCGCUAUUUCUGUUUGUCAUUGGGUAGGAGUGGCUUGUGGUUCUCGUCACUAGCGAGUGAAGUCCUUGAAUCUUUCUAACAUGGCUCUUACAGGCAGGAAACCUCUCAUUUCCCCGUGAAUUUGGAAACCUCUCAUUUCUUGUUUCUCUUGACUUGGGAAGUAACAAUUUCCAGGGAAAUUUGCCUCGAGAAAUCGACUACUUGCGUCGGCUUAAGUUUCUUGAUUUAAGUUUUAACAAAUUAAGAGAGGAGGUUCCCUCUUGGUUUGGGUUUUUACACGAACUUCAAGUUCUAAAUCUUAGGAAUAAUAGUUUCACCGGUUCUAUCCCUUCUUCAUUUUCUAAUAUAUCCACACUUGAUACUUUGAAUCUGAAUUUCAAUUCCAUAGAGGGCCAGAUACCAAAAGUGAUUGGAAACCUUAGAGAAUUAAACUUGAGGGGUAACAAUCUCAUAGGCUCUAUUCCUCUGUCACUCUCGAAUGCCUCGAGGUUGGAGACUUUAGAUAUAUCUUAUAAUUCACUUCAAGGAAAUAUACCAGAAGGGAUCAACAAUCUUCACAACAUGAAAUUGUUGGGCAUACAAUAUAAUCAGCUAACAGGUUCUAUGCCAUUCAUGAUUUUCAAUAUCUCAAGAAUCAAAGUCAUUGCAUUUACAAGAAAUAGCUUAUCGGGAUAUCUUCCCAAUGAUUUAUGCAAUGAUCUCCCAAUACUCAAAGGGCUUCAUUUAUCCAUAAACAAGCUUUAUGGUCAUAUGCCUACAAGCUUAUCAAAUUGUUCACAACUUCAAAUUUUGUCUUUAUCAAUAAAUGAGUUUGAGGGACCAAUACGUAGUGAAAUUGGAAGAUUGAGUAACUUGCAGAAAUUGGAUCUCGGAACUAACCAUUUCAUGGGUGAAAUACCCAAAGAGAUAAGCAAUCUUGUUGAGUUGGAGGAACUUGAUCUUGUGCAUAAUAGUUUUAGUGGUCAACUUGAGAUGGAGAACUUCAACAUAUCCAGGCUGAGAUUGAUUUCUCUUUCAAACAAUAAUCUAUCAGGAAGCCUCCCACCAAACAUGUGUUUUGUCAUACCCAACAUUGAAGAACUUUAUCUGACCUUUACCAACCUUGUUGGGACUAUUCCUCAUUCUAUCUCCUAUCUUGUUGGGACUAUUCCUCAAUCUUGUGCAUCUGACCAUAUCUCUGGCAAUCAGAAUCUAUUCUCAAAUCUUAUCCACUCCACAACCCUUAGCGCAGUUACCCUUGCUAAUGGAUCUCGAAUUGCAGUAAAAGGAAUAGGGGACGUGCAACUUCUUCCCUCUAUUUCCUUAAACUCAGUUUUAUUUGCUCCUGAAUGUCCAUUUAAUUUGAUUUCUGUUAGCAAAUUAACCAAACGCCUAAAUUGUAGUGUCACUUUUUUGGCUGAAUCUGUUGUUGUACAGGACCAGAGAACGGGGAAGACUAUUGGAACAGGAUAUGAGUCAUAGGGACUGUAUCACAUGUCAAAAACACCACCACCAGUUGCCUUCACUUUUGCUGCCUCAACUGAUCUUCUCCACAACCGUUUUGAUCACCCGAGUCUAGCAAAGCUUCAAAUAUUAAUUCCUAGUCUUUCCACUGUCUUCUUUUGAAUGCGAGUCUUGUCAACUUGGGAAACAUAGUCUCACUUCGUUUCCCAAAAGAAUCAAUAACAGGGCCAUAUGUAUGUUUGACAUUGUUGACUCAGAUGUAUGGGGUCCUAGUCGUGUUGUUUCAAGUUUAGGAUUUCAGUAUUUCGUUACCUUUAUUGAUAUUUUUCUCUUUGCACAUGGGUAUUUUUAAUGAAAAAUCAUUCUGAAGUAUUCUCUAUUUUUCAAAAAUUCUAUGCUGAAAUAAACAAUCAAUUUGGUGUUUCAAUUAAGGUAUUAUGUAGUGAUAAUGCAAAGGAGUACUUAUCUUCACCCUUUGCCAGUUUCAUGUCGUCUUAGGGAAUCACUCAUCAGGCUUCUUGUACAUAUAUCCUCAACAAAAUGGAGUUGCCAAAUCUAAAAAUAUGCAUCUCAUUGAGACAACUUGAACUUUACUCAUACACCAUCACGCCCCUUUUCGUUUUUGGGGGGAUGUUGUUCUCACUGCUUGUUAUUUGAUAAAUAGAAUGCCCUCCACUGUGUUGCAACAACAAAGUCCUUACUCAGUUCUCUUUCAUGGUCAAAAUCCUUAUCGUCUACCUUUGAGAGUGUUUGGAUGUAAUUGCUUUGUCCAUGAUCAAAGUACUAGAAAUGACAAACUCCAACCGAAAUCAAUUAAGUGUGUCUUUCUAGGAUACUCUCGUCACCAAAAAGGUUACGAGCGCUAUGAUCCAAAAUCGAAUAAAUAUUUUUUCAGUGCAAAUGUGACAUUUUUUGAAACAUCUCCCUAUUUUACACCCAGCACUACAAGAAGAAGUUUAAUUCCUCAUGUUUUAUCGGUACCUAUACUUCCUCCACAUCAAAUCAGUCUUCUAGACAACCCCCUAACCGCUACUCCUCGUCCGUUUCAAAUAUACACCCAACGUGCUCGUCCUCUUAACAAUACUAAUGAUAGUAAUACUCCUAGUCCAGAUACACUGGUAGCUCCUGAUGAUUCAUCUCAUACUCCUUUGACACCUGCUCCAGUCAUGCCUUCAGCAGAUGCAGUGACCCCACCAAUUGCCAUACACAGUGGUAUACGCACUACUCGAAAUCAACAACCAGAGAGAUAUAACUGUUUAAGUUAUCAUCAGUUGCCCCUAUUAUAUUAUACCUUUGUAUUCACCCUAUCUAAUGUACCUAUACCAAAGACUGUUAGCAAAGAAUUAGAACAUCCAGGGUGGAGAGAUGCUAUGAUUGAAAAAAUAAAUGCUUUACAGACCAAUAACACCUGGGAAUUGGUCCACUUACCAAAGGGGAAAUCUACUAUUGGAAGUCAAUAGAUCUAUACUGUAAUACCCCACAUUUUGAACUAGAAUGAAAAUCCAUCAUUCCUAUGCGUAGACAUUUCAAAAGCCUCGAAUCCUAUAUAUAAAUUUAGUGUGUUAA
Molecule: messenger RNA, 3837 nt
Organism: Capsicum annuum
Lineage: Eukaryota; Viridiplantae; Streptophyta; Magnoliopsida; Solanales; Solanaceae
Product: LRR receptor-like serine/threonine-protein kinase SIK1
Exons: 2
Coding region: 1390-2289 (299 amino acids)
Molecular function (GO): protein binding
Source: RefSeq, a predicted model, not a curated record